ACUUAAAGUGAUUGUAUUGUAAAUCUGCUGUGGACCGCCUCUUUGGGGAGGAUGUUCCAUUUCUCCAAAGAUUUGGGGAGGGGAAAAGGGGGAGGAGAGGGCUGGCGAGAGGUUUGUUAUCCCCCUGUCCCCCUAUAAGCCCCUCAUUAAUGAAGGUCUGAACGCUGUUUGGGGUAGGGUGGGGGGCUUUGGCUUGCUAUCCCAAUCAGAUUUAAAUGAAGAUUCAAAUGAGUUCAUUUAAGUCCGCUGCUUGAAUAUGACGCCGGUGCAUUUUUUUAGACGGGAACGAUCUUCGCGGGUAACAGGUUAUGAAGACAGCAUGGAGUUUCCAGACCACAGCAGACAUUUGCUACAGUGUCUGAGCGAGCAGAGGCAUCAGGGAUUCCUUUGUGACUCCACUAUUCUGGUCGGUGAUGCCCAGUUCCGAGCCCAUCGUGCAGUGCUGGCUUCAUGCAGCAUGUACUUCCACCUCUUUUACAAGGACCAGCUAGACAAAAGGGACAUUGUUCAUCUGAACAGUGACAUUGUCACGGCCCCGGCCUUCGCUCUCCUGCUUGAGUUCAUGUAUGAAGGAAAGCUCCAGUUCAAAUCGCUUCCAGUGGAGGAUGUGCUGGCUGCUGCCAGCUACCUCCACAUGUACGACAUCGUCAAAGUGUGUAAGAAGAAGCUCAAGCAGAAGGCCACGGCCGAGGCCGACAGCACCAAGCGGGAGGAGGACGCUUCCAGCUGCUCGGACAAGGUGGAGAGCUUCUCGGAAGGUGGAAGCACAGGCCGGCCGACCACCGCCGACUUGCUGCAGAGUGACGACGAGGACAUGGCGAACAAGCGGGACAGCCCUCAGGAGCCGGGGAGCAUGUGGAUGCGUCUGCCUUCUGACCGGACCACGUCUCCCACCACUAGCCCCAGGGAGGCGGAAACACACGGCCCCGACGCUGGCAAAUCUCCUGCCGGCAGCCCCAGCAGCUCCACAGGCUCCCGGUCCCGUCGCUCGGCUGUGUCUCGGAGAGUCUCCGCUGACACCGAUUGUGUGCUUGACCUCUCUGUGAAGUCCUGUCUGGGUGGAGGUCCUGGGGAGACCAUGGCUGGCAACCCUUAUUUCUGCAGCUCUGUGACCCCAGACAGCCUCCAGAGUGCCCUGGUUCAGGUCAAGGUGGAAAAGGACACGGGCUCGGACGAUGACGAGCUGGUGAGCGGCGACUACGAGAUGGAGCACAGCGGUGUCAAGGAGCCACCCAGCACCAAUGGGACUCACAUCAGCCUUGUGGCGCAACGGCGCUUGGGCCUGGAGGCUCACCUCUCGGCCCUGCGUGAGGCCUCGCUGGCCAGCGAGCUGGAGCGGGACGACAAAGGAGGCGACGACGACGCAGACGUCUUAGGAGGGGACAGCGAGCGUGCGCACGAGGCCGUGGGGGUCGAGAACUCCCUGUUGCCUUACGUCUCCAGCAUGCUGGGGGCUCCACAUACUCAGAUCUUCAUGUGCCCCUUAUGCAACAAGGUCUUCCCCAGCCCACACAUCCUGCAGAUCCACCUCAGCACGCAUUUCCGCGAGCAGGAAGGUGUACGGUCCAAGCCGGCCGGCGACGUCAAUGUCCCCACCUGCUCCAUCUGCGGCAAAACCUUCUCCUGCAUGUACACGUUAAAGCGUCACGAGCGGACGCACUCGGGCGAGAAGCCCUACACAUGCACUACUUGCGGCAAGAGCUUCCAGUACUCGCACAACCUAAGCCGACACGCCGUCGUGCACACGCGUGAGAAGCCGCACGCCUGCAAGUGGUGCGAGCGGCGCUUCACGCAGUCAGGGGACUUGUACCGACACAUCCGCAAGUUCCACUGCGAACUGGUCAACUCGCUCUCGGUCAAGAGCGAGUCGCUCAAUCUACCCACGGUCAGAGACUGGGCACUGGAAGAUAGCUCUCAAGAACUGUGGAAAUGAAAGCUAAACUGAUAGCAGACUGUUUGAACUGCUUGUUAAAUUAAUGAGAGAGAUCUGAGUGGCAUUUUGUUGGGGCAGAGAGGUGAAGGUAAGAGUGGGGCGGAGUGACGGCCGAAGGGUCUGAAUCAGUCAUUUUUCUUGUAUGUACAUUGCAAAUCUUGUUGAAUUGCACUUUACUAGCACAUGAAAAUGUUACUACUGAUUUCCUUUUAAUAUAUUUUCUGGUCUCUUUUGGGUUUCUUUUCUUUUUUCCUG
Messenger RNA from Sinocyclocheilus rhinocerous, 2188 nucleotides. It is a transcript of the gene zbtb18, whose product is annotated as zinc finger and BTB domain containing 18. The transcript is spliced from 2 exons. NCBI's taxonomy places the organism in Eukaryota, Metazoa, Chordata, Actinopteri, Cypriniformes, Cyprinidae. The record is from RefSeq and is a predicted model, not a curated record. Gene Ontology annotation, cellular component: nucleus. Gene Ontology annotation, biological process: regulation of transcription by RNA polymerase II. Gene Ontology annotation, molecular function: protein binding; DNA-binding transcription factor activity, RNA polymerase II-specific. The coding region runs from base 257 to 1933 and encodes 558 amino acids.